This is a messenger RNA of Harpegnathos saltator (Jerdon's jumping ant), 1227 nucleotides long. RefSeq names its product 3-oxoacyl-[acyl-carrier-protein] reductase FabG. NCBI's taxonomy places the organism in Eukaryota, Metazoa, Arthropoda, Insecta, Hymenoptera, Formicidae. The record is from RefSeq and is a predicted model, not a curated record. The coding region runs from base 361 to 1122 and encodes 253 amino acids. Gene Ontology annotation, molecular function: oxidoreductase activity. The transcript has 4 exons.
AUGCGCUUUACAUUCGGAGGAAUCGGACCGUCUUCUAUUGAGAUUGUUUUAUAAGGAUGCCAGAUUCUCAGCAGAGGAAUUACAUAAAGAAGUAUUCGACUUAAAGAACAUCUCCAUUUUUGAGGAAAUAAAUAAAUUCCUACUAAACGCAUCAGACUAUACAGGACAUCACUUUUUAGCCUUAACUGGAAAAUGGCGUGUGGACAUUGUUUCGGAACAGUCCGGAGCCAAAAAUAGAACCAACCAACCAACCAACCAACCUCAAACUUUUUUUUGGAGAAUUUAUACUACGUUCUCCAAGUCUCCAGUUGUUCACUAAUUAAUCGGUUUUUAUUGAAAAGAUUUUGUUAUCCAGUUAUAAUGUCGUUUGCGGGAAAAGUAGUUUUAAUAACAGGAGCUAGUUCAGGAAUAGGAGCAGCUACUGCUAUUCAUCUGGCAAAACAAGGUGCGUCAUUGUCAAUAACCGGACGCAAUAAAGAUAAUCUGAAUAAAGUUGCUGCGCAAUGUGGGCAGUCUAAGACACUUAUUGUGACAGGAGAACUUACUGUUGAAAAUGAUGUGAAAAAUAUCAUUGAGCAGACUAUUAAACACUAUGGUAAACUAGAUGUUUUAGUUAAUAAUGCUGGAUGUUUGGAAAAUGGCAGUAUAGAAUCUACAAGCUUGGAACAAUAUGACAAAAUUUUUAAUUUAAAUGUUCGUUCUGUAUACCAAUUAACAAUGCUUGCAACACCUUAUUUAGUUGCAACUAAAGGCAAUAUUGUCAAUGUCUCCAGUGUUACUGGGAUAAAAUCUUUCCCAGGUAUUCUUGCAUAUUGUAUGAGCAAAUCAGCUGUAGACCAAUUAACACGCUGUGUUGCCUUAGAACUAGCAGGGAAACAAGUACGUGUGAAUGCUGUUAAUCCUGGUGUCAUAGUGACGAAUCUUCAUCAUACCAGUGGAAUGAAUGAUGAGCAACUGAAGAACUUCUUCGAACAUAGUGGAAAGACACAUGCUUUGGGAAGAGUAGGCAAGCCUGAAGAAGUUGCGAAGACUAUUGCAUUUCUAGCAAGCAAGGAUGCUAGUUUCAUCACAGGUGCAACAUUACCUGUGGAUGGAGGUAGACAUGCUAUGUGUCCUCGUUAAAGAAACUUCAUACAAUUUAAAAAUUGUAUAUUUUUUCAUGGAUACAUAAUAUAAUGUGUUGUUCCAUUUACAAAUAGUUCUAUAUUAAAACAUACAGAAAAUUUA